Paramecium sonneborni is the source of this 825-nucleotide messenger RNA. The record is from the annotation of a GenBank genome assembly. NCBI's taxonomy places the organism in Eukaryota, Ciliophora, Oligohymenophorea, Peniculida, Parameciidae.
UAAUUAUAUAUAUGCUUUAAGAAAGCAUACUCAAGUUGAAUCAGCUAUUAGAGUAAUAUAGUUAGUCCAAAAUGAAUGAUGCAUAGGAACUUCUUAUUCUGGAAUAACAAUUAUAAGUAAAACAUUAAUAAAGAUGUUUUUAGCAUACAACUUCAGAGUUCCAUGCAUUGAAGGUUUCAUAUGAGAAGUACUAUGAUAUUUGGAGAGAGCUUCUAUUACAGAAUGAGUGUCAACCUACUGACACUAUUGUAAUUCGUUAAGUUGGGUCAGGAAAGAAGAGUCUUCUCAAAUAGCAACUUAGUUCCAAUAUCGACCCUCUACUGUAUCCAAGCAUAUCAUAACAAGUGCUACUGUUUAACAUCUUAAUGCUAUAUCACUUAAAGAGUUAGACACAUUAACCAAAUUGAUUCAAAGUGAGCCUGUUUUCCAAACUCCAACUUUUGUCACUGACUCAGAUAUCCCUCUUGAUCGAUUAAUUGAAAUCAAAAGAAAUCAAAUCUCCAAAGAAACAUCACCUAUAUGUGUAUGGAUAAUUGAUUACUGGUCUAGUAUUGAAAGAUUUACCAGGAUAUUUGAUCAAUAUAUCAAUCUAAUCAGCAAAUAUGAAGCCAAACUCUAAAAUUCUAUCAAAACAUCUUCAGAAUUAAGUAUUCAUAAAUAACUGAGUAAAUUCACUUAUUAUUCUAGACUUAUCAUCAGAUGAGAUCAAAAAAAAAAGUAUUUCUGAAAAAAACUUGAAUCUCUAAAAAGAUUCUUGUAUAUAAUGUUGUUAAUUCUGAAGAAAUCAAAAAUUUCAAAUUAUGAGUAGGUGUGUGUAUAUCUAUA